Bactrocera oleae (olive fruit fly) is the source of this 5501-nucleotide messenger RNA. RefSeq lists its product as uncharacterized. The record is from RefSeq and is a predicted model, not a curated record. Gene Ontology annotation, molecular function: sequence-specific DNA binding; DNA-binding transcription factor activity. NCBI's taxonomy places the organism in Eukaryota, Metazoa, Arthropoda, Insecta, Diptera, Tephritidae. Gene Ontology annotation, biological process: protein autoprocessing; positive regulation of DNA-templated transcription. Gene Ontology annotation, cellular component: endoplasmic reticulum membrane; nucleus.
AAAUCACAUACUGAGCAAUGUAUACGAGUUGGGAUCAAGAGAAGAGACAGAAGUCAUAAUAAAAUUCUGUGUAUAAAGGUUACAGAAGACAUGGACCAAACGAUUAUUUUUUGUACAACGCAGAAGACAGAAGGAUGCUUCAAAGGCAACACAAAACACCCCUACGACGAUUCUAUGGACAUGGACUUUCUUUCUGAUCCAAUUUUUUCGGAUCUAGAUCGAUCCGAUUUCAUUGGAGGCAUCGACAAUGAGGCAAUCGAUUUCGGUAAUCUGGAACAGUUCAUGCAGGUUGAAGCCGCUGUUGGACAACUAGAAGCGCAAAAUAGCUGCAUAAAUGGAAAUAAUACGCGCGAAAACACAUUGUGUUGCAGCUCUAAGGCCGAUGUCAACCAACACCAACAACAGCACCAACAGCAGCAACAGAAUCCUCAUUACCAACAAAUUAACACGCUCGAUACAAAUUUAUCAUUAGUGAGCGUGUCGGCGCGUGUAAGUUUAACAUCCACACCUAUAGCGACACCCAUACCGACAACGGUUAGUCACGGCACACCGCAUAUGCCUGAUAGUCCGCCGGAUUCCGGUUCCGAGCCACCCUACAGUCCGCUGCAAGAUGCACAUGGUCUCACACUCACCUCGCGCGAUGUCUACAAUGGUCUAUCCGCUAUGCAGCCGGACAUGCAUCUGCAACCGCAAUUUACACCACCGCAUCAGACGCAAGCAUCAACGACACAUCACCAUCAUCAACAACAACAGCAGCAACAGCAACAGCAACAGCUGCAGCACAACAACCACCAUAGCAAUAGCAACGCCACCCAACUCCAUUAUAAUCACAAUCAUUCGCCAACAGCGCCACCAAAUGACACAAUGGGCGGCGUGCGAGUGAAACAUGAAGCCGGUCUUAUCAUAGAUCCUGCUACACUCACGCACACGCAUGCGAACUCUAUCGGCACACACACGCAUAGCGAACACAAUGCCAGUCAUGGUCACAUGAAUUUACCGCCACCACAUCAGUUGAUGUUCUCGAAUCCAAAUACCAACAACAAUCAACAUAAUGCAAACAACAGUCACUUGCUGUCUUACGAAAAUCUACAAGGUGGCAACUUUCCUUCGGUGAAUUAUCCCAAUGUGACUAUCGUAAAUGGUCUGGAUGUAAUGCAAACGCAUGCCACAUCCUGUGCGCUCACUUCACCGUUGAACGAGGUGCCACGCGUUCAGUUGGUUGGCACGAGCCAAGCGUUACCACCGCAACACAGUCGUUCGUCAUUGCCCACAACACCAGUGCAUUUGUCUUUAUCCCGCAAACGUAAACUCUCCACACAGCUAGAUUGUCCGGACUUUGCUAGCAUUAAACCUGAUCCGGGUUUGCGCAUGAGUCCCACGCAUGGAUUGGCUACAGCAGCUGCGGAGCAACAGCAAAAACUCAGCGCCUCAUCACCAAUUACCAUCACAUUACCUGCACAUGCGACUGCGAGCGAUAUGACGAGCACGCCCGCACACUCAGCUGCCUCACUAUCGCCCGCGCUGUCAACUAUUAACUCGAAUGCCGAUAACAGUCUGGAUGGCAAUAAUACAGCGGGAAGUGGUAGCGGCGAAAGUGGCGGUGACGGUAAUGCUCUAACGCCGUGCAUACGUUUUAGCCCAUUUCAGCCACAAAAUUGGCAUAAGCUCUGCGACCAAAGUUUACAGGAGAUCGCAGUGGUUUAUUAUCGCGUAGACGCAGAUAAGGGUUUCAAUUUCUCGGUAUCCGACGAUGCGUUCGUUUGCCAGAAGAAAAAUCACUUUCAAAUAACUUGCCACGCACGUCUGCAAGGCGAUGCGAAGUUUGUAAAAACACCGUCCGGUCUAGAAAAGAUCAACUCCUUUCAUUUGCACUUUUACGGUGUCAAAUUGGAAGCGCCAAAUCAGACGAUACGUGUUGAGCAAAGUCAAUCUGAUCGUUCGAAGAAACCGUUCUAUCCAGUGCCUAUCGAUCUGCAGAGUCACAUUGUCAGCAAAGUCACAGUCGGUCGUUUGCAUUUCUCAGAAACUACUAACAACAACAUGCGCAAAAAGGGACGUCCCAAUCCAGAGCAGCGUUACUUUCAACUAGUGGUGGGCUUGCAUGUCCAUACCAUAUCGGGCAACUUUCCUAUCAUCAGUCAAGGUAGUGAACGCAUUAUUGUACGCGCCUCUAAUCCCGGUCAAUUUGAGUCCGAUGUCGAUCUUUGCUGGCAACGUGGCAUCACGCAAGACUCGAUUUUCCAUGCCGGACGUGUGGGCAUCAAUACAGAUCGGCCGGAUGAGAGUUUGGUCGUACAUGGCAACUUGAAGGUAUCCGGUCAUAUAGUGCAGCCCAGUGAUAGUCGCGCUAAGCAUGAAAUCGGCGAGUUGGACACAUCGGUGCAACUGCGUAACUUACAAAAAAUACGUAUUGUACGCUAUCGUUAUGCGCCCGAAUUUGCCGUGCACUCAGGUCUGAAGCGUUCGUGUGAAAGCGACAGCGAAGAGAUCGUGGACACGGGCGUGAUUGCGCAGGAGGUGCGCGAAGUUAUACCAGAUGCGGUACAAGAGGCUGGCAGUAUCGUGCUGCCGAACGGCAAUGUCAUCGAGAAUUUUCUGCUCGUCAAUAAGGAUCGAAUUUUAAUGGAAAAUAUUGGUGCGGUGAAAGAGCUGUGCAAAGUCACAGGUUCGCUGGAGACGCGCAUUGAAGAUUUGGAGCGAAAUAAUCGUCUAAGCAGACAGAGCGAAUUUGAGCAGCGUAGCAAACAAUACCGUUUGACGAAAAGUUGUGGUCCACGCGGCGGCUAUGAAAUCUGUUCGAACAAGUCCCUGCAGAUUGUUAUAUUCUUAUUAGUAAUCGUUAUGGCAGCCUGUCUGGCAGCCGUAUCGACUCUCUAUUUCGUCGAGCACAACAAACAGCGUUACAACUACAAGCAACUAGACCGUCUGCAGUUCCACAGCAAUGGUCAUCUUUUAGGUCAUGACUCAGUUUUCAUAAAUGAACAGGAAGGUUAUAUCGUACAGGUGCAUAACAUGCUCAAUCGUAAUAAAUCCGUACAGCAUGGUGGCACAUCACGUCCGCCGGGUUAUCGAAACUAUACACGUCCACGUGGCGAAAUAAUCUAUGAUGAAAGCAGUGAUCCAUACUCACAAAACGGGCGCAACGAUGAACUUACGGUCGUUAUGGAAAAACCACUUGUAAGCCUACAGCCACUACAUCCACGUAAGGAUACGUUUAAAGUGACGACAACGGCACCGCUACUGCGACUCAACAAGACUAUCAGCAGUAAAAACAAGUCUAAGUGGCCGCAGGCACAAGUUGUGCCCAAAAUAAUAGCGUCCUUUCAAAAUACACGUGCCACAAGUAGCACACAAACCGAAAAUAGCGGAAAUCUAACGUUGCACCAAAAACGUCCGGGUACGUUGGGUGCUAAUGAGACCUCUUCGGAGAAAGUGGCCGAUACUGUGUUGUUGACACACGAUUUCGAUAACAAUUCCAUCGAUAUCGAUGCGCAACAUUUAACAAAAAAGGCGACGGCGAUCAGAGAGUCAGCGGCGCGUUCGAUCACUUCACGUGAGGAAACACUGUCGGAAAAUGGUGAAGCUAUUGCUGACGCCAUCGGCGCCAUUGUGAGCACAUCGAGUAGCAAUGUGAAUGGCAAAAACAAUGUCAACCACAGCGACAACCUAAAGAAUACCAACCUGAAUGCUAACAACAAUGUGCCCGAUACCACUGCCCCAGCGUAUAGUCAUCGUUCACGCAAUGUCUACAAAGCGGUUUCGCCGCCAUCGGCACUUUUGCCACUUACAACCAACAAGGUGACAAUUGAAGGCAUACCGGGUAAUUACUCGCUAGACGUAGUGCCCGCUUAUGCAAACAAGAGUCAGGCAGUACUGGAGAACAAAUUGGAUAGCACAGAUUUAUUGGACUUACAGAGCUUGAACAACAAUAGUGAGUCGGUGGAUAAUCCGAUAACCGCAUUGUUUGGCUUCGAUUUUGGCUUGGGACGCGAAUCAGUGCUGGGGCGCCGGUCAACUUCUCAGCGUAGUGUCGGGCGAAUACAGUGUAAAUUUGUGCAAGUGGAAAUGUUCGGUGCGCCACCGCAAUGCAUACAAAAGCCAACCAAUGACGAGGUGUCCAACUGUCAGUCAUUUUGCUUCGAGGAAACCAAUCAAUUGCCGGUAAUUCAAGACACCCUAGCAGGCAUCACACGUGUGAACGAAAAUCCAGCGGUUCCAGCGAAACAGCUAAGCAACGAAAAUUUGCCAUUAUCCGAAUCGAAUGCAGACAGCGCCGAUAUCGACACAGAUCCAGACACACAACCACGAUCACUGGCCACACCCAUACUCUCUACCAACGCCACUUUUAUUGGAACGGACAAAAAAACACAAGUUGUAGAAGUCUCAAGCGAACAACGUUCCGAUCUUUCGGACUCCUCAAAAGACAUAUCCGGUUCCGAUGAACGUCUCGAUAUUGAUGUAAAGAUCACAGCAGAUGAAACAGUGGGCGCACCAACAGGUAGUGCAACAUCCUCUGAGCUGCAAAGAGCAGCCGCAGCAGCAGCAGCAGCAGCAGCAGCGGCAGCACAAAUAGAUUGUUGGCAAAUCGAUAGCUGUUUAAUAGCUGAGACAAACAAUGAGACAUUUGGUAUGGAGCAUCACUGUCCGCAUAGUGGCAAAUCGCUGAAUAUGACCUAUAUUAUACCGUUAUCGAGAUUUUUCAAGGAAUCAAGCAUACAACUGCAAUUGAGCUCCUCCGUGCCACUAUUAUGGACCAUUUGUAGUAAUCGCGAGCUGACUAAACAUCAGGGCGCACAUCUAUUACAAUCAUCUGCGCAUCAACUUAGCGCCAACAUCGUACAACGUCAGCCAAAUGUGUCGGUUAUAUACUUUAAUAUACCGAGUCGAGGUUACUUCAUACGAAGUUUGGCGUUACGCGCAACGACGGUGGAUUCGAAAAAGCAAAAUAUUUGCCAGGAGACAGCACACGAAGCAAACACUUUACUGCAGUACAACUUUAGCAUCGUAAGAGAUUGUGAUUAGCGAUAAAAGAAAGGAAUUACUGAACAAAUAGCAAACGAAAAUACAUAUGCACAACAACAACAAUUUGAGCAAAUUGAAAAGCCAACUACCAACAAAAACAACCUACUCGUACAUUUUACAUACAUACGCCCAAAUAUAAGUACAUAUACAAGUACAAGUAUAUUGGAUUUAAAAAUGAACAAAUAUAAUUAAAAUUUAAUUAUUGGCCAAGUGUUUGGGGUAGAUUAAAAAAAAAUAUAAUAUUAAAUACAUGCUUAGUUUAGAAUUACUUUACAUACUCGUAUAUAUAUAUUAUAUAUAAAAUGUUAGAAAAAUGAUAAUAAAUCGAAUUGUAAUGUAUAUAUAAAUAAAAGGCUUAUGUAACAAUAUAAAUACAAAAAACACACAGCGUCUUGAGAAGAAAGCUGCUGAAUCAAUAUUUUAUCCACUGCUAAAUUAAUUAAAAAAGAAAUAUUUAAAUAAAAACUUAAAAUAUAGAA